GAUUUAAGACCAUUUACCUGCAGAAGAACCACAGAAGAACCAUGCAAACCCUCUGAGACCUGAGCCAAACCCAAAUUAAUUAUCCUGCAUCGUGAAAUGAAAUGGCUGCUGUUGGUGUUAUCCUCAUUCUCCUCCCUAUGACAUGGGCCUGUGCCCCUCAAAAAGCUGACUAUGUAAUGGUGUCAUGUUUUCCCAAUGCCAUCAUUGCAAACGUGCCAGAGUGUCCAUAUGGAUGGGAGAUUGGUCAGUUAUCCCUGGGCGGGGUGUGCUACUCUGGGAUUAACACUCCAGGCUUCUAUCGUUUCACCAUCCCAGACCUCACUCCUAAGAAUCACUCUUACUGUGGGACCUUGUCUGAGUAUGUAGGAGGGAAAGAUCCACGGUACAUAUUCUACAACUCAAUAGUGUCCAAUGACUCCUCGCUUACAGUGCGGAACCAGCCUGUCAACUACACAUUCAGUUGCACCUAUAAAGCGGCUUAUCUGGUCAACAAUGCCGUGUUCAGCCAAAGAGUGGCAACAGUUUAUGUCAACAAUGGGAGUUUAGGUUCUUUUAAGUCUCAGUUGUCAAUGAACGUGUUCACAAACUCAAAGUUCCUGUAUGCAAAAGAUGCACCAUAUGUGAUUGACACAUCAGAGAUCGGCUCUGAGGUGUUCAUUGGCAUUGAGGCAAAAGGACUCAGUAACAGGUUCAAAGUAGUGAUAGCAAAUUGCUGGGCAACACCUACACCUUACUCAACAGACAGGAAAAGGUGGACUUUAAUUCUGAACAGUUGCUCUUUAGACAGCACAGUCACCAUAUUUGAAAAUGCCAAAGACAGUCGGUCCAUGUUCAAGUUCAAUUCGUUCCGCUUCCAGCGGUUAGAGAAAGUAUCCACUGUGUGGCUCCACUGUGAGGUCCAAGUUUGUGAUGGGGAAAAGCUGUUCUGCCAGCCAACUCCAUGUUCAUCAAGGAGUACUGAAUUUGAACCUGACCCAAAUGGAGGCAUCCUGACCACGGAGUUUCAAGUCAAAGCACAACAUUCCUCAAGCUAUAUACAUCUUGCAGGCCCAUUUCUGUGUAUGCUGUCCAUAAUGAUAUUGAAUGAAAUUUUAGGAUACUUCAGUUUGUAA
This is a messenger RNA of Xyrauchen texanus (razorback sucker), 1112 nucleotides long. RefSeq names its product tectorin beta (gene tectb). Bases 102 to 1112 code for a protein of 336 amino acids. The transcript is spliced from 11 exons. The record is from RefSeq and is a predicted model, not a curated record. Gene Ontology annotation, cellular component: cell surface. NCBI's taxonomy places the organism in Eukaryota, Metazoa, Chordata, Actinopteri, Cypriniformes, Catostomidae.